Molecule: messenger RNA, 14245 nt
Organism: Cinara cedri
Lineage: Eukaryota; Metazoa; Arthropoda; Insecta; Hemiptera; Aphididae
Source: the annotation of a GenBank genome assembly
GUUUGUAUUUUUCCAGCUGGGUCUCUGGUAAUUUUGAUUUUUUUCCUUCUGUUUGCUUGUUAACUAGUUUGUGCCAUAAAUAUAAGUGUUUCUAAAAUUCUAUAACUGUUUCAAGUGGUCAUUAAUUAUUUAUAUAUAUUAAUUUAGCCCAGUAUGAUGUUCUAUGUAAGCUCUCCUGUAAUUCAACAACAAUUAUUAUAAGUAUCUUUGUGGGUGGAAUUAUUGUAUUGUUGUAGUGUAUUUCAUGUUUGCUAGUAAAUCAUGAAUGUUUAAUAUUUUAAAUUAAUUUUUAAACCACCUACCGGAUUUUUCAUUUGGUCUAAUAGGAAUUACCCGUCUUUCUUAUUGUGCUAUAAUAAGAAUAUUAAACGAAAAAUGUAAGUAGAUGUAUUGUCAAAAGCCAUGUUAAUGAAUUAAUAAGUUUUAAAUUUUUAUAAUUAUUGUAUUUUAGAAUAAAAAAGAUGUCAGAUACAGAUUCCAUCAAAACUGAUCGAUCACAAUCGGAUCUGCAACAAAAGUAUGACAGACUCGCCAUGGAAUUUGCAAAAGUAAACUUUCAAUAUACCUAUUUAAAAAUGUAUUAAACAUUUCCUACCAUAUCAUAUAAUAAGAUUCGCUUCAUUAUAUUGGUAAAUUAAUAAUUCCAUUUAAAAAGUCAAGAUACGUCAUUAUUCAUUGACACAAAGCUAUCUUCAAUUAUAAUUCAAUUUAAUGUACUUGUCAUUUCUAUAUCUAUUAUUUUCGCCCCAAGAUAUCUAACUCUCGGAACCCUCCUCUCUCUUCAGUUCCAUUUUUACCACUUAUAUAAUAUCAGUUCUUGCAUAUCUAGCUGUCCUUCCUUAGUAUACUUCCUUGUCUCUGGCAACUAAAUUAAAUAUUAUGAAUGUUUUUUUUUUUUAAUUUUAUCUUUUAUCUAAAAUUAACAGUUAGAUAGCCAUUUUUUUAGAUAAAAAGACUAAUAAAACUAAUAAAUUAAUAAAUACUAAAGUAUUUGUAUUUGAAGUACAUUAGAUGUAACUGGAUUAUUUAACAAAUGUAAUGACUUAGAAUCUGUGCAGAGCGGGGAAUAUAUUAGUUUUACGGUGUGUAAUUUGUUUUUUUUGUCUAAACAUUUUUCCUACCAGACUGUGUAGACUAAAACAUCUUUUCUGGAUGGUAAUUGAGAAAAACUGAAAGAAAAUUAUACAUAAAAAGGCAAGUAUUUAAAGUAUUAACAUUUUCAUAGUUUUCUACCAGAAAUAUUACUUCAAUCGAAAAAUGACAAGAGAUUGAUUUUAUUCUAUUCAACACAUAGCCACUGACAGAAAAAGUCAGUUUUUUAUAUCAUAAUAUGUAAUUGGGAAAAACCAAAAGAGAUGAAAUAUAAACAUUUUUCCAGAUUACAGCACAACGAUUUCACUAUUUUAAAUUUGUACAGCUUGUUUUCUACUAUAAAUAUUGUACCAAAUUUUAUUAAUUAGUUAUUUUUUAUUAAGUAGGUACUCUGUGGAUAAAAUUGUAAGAAUUAACAGAAAUACUUGAAAAUAUAACAGUAAAUUCAUUAUAAGUUGUACUUGGUGGUCAACAUAAAAAAGUUGAGUUUAAUUUAGUAUUUUUAAUAUUUUUUAUAAUAAUUUUAAAACCAAAUUUUGAUGACAAUUGUAAAUGAUAUGGCCUUUAAAAAACAUAUAUAACUGAACUUCACUCCGAAACAUUUUUUGUUAGCAAUAGACUCCCGGUACAAAUUAAGUAACUUUAUCCCACCUACAACAGUAUCACCUUAUUUUUUUUUUUCUAUGUAUGUACAACUACCUACAAUUUUGAUACAAUUUACCAUGUUAACACUUUUUCUGAAAGGAAAUCUGUUUGGAAUAAUACUUUAAAGAGAUAAAUUUUAGAUUUUUCCAGCUGAUCUCAUAAUAAAUUGAAAAAACAGGAAAUAGGUAUAUUAUCAAAGAAAAUAUAUAAUAAUACAUAUGUUAUUAGUUUACCAUAAUUUGACAUAAUAUAUAUUAUAUAUUGUUGACAAAGCAACACUAAUAACCGCUCAGAAUCAUUAUAUUAUUAGCAACGGUUAAUUGUUACUUACAUAUAUAGGUACAUUAAAUUUCCCCUUUACUGGCUUCCUAACAUCUCACCAACAACAGUGGCUCUCCUUAACACUAUUGUAACGUGUCUGUCUCAAUACGUAUUACAUCUUGGCACUUUGAUUUAAAUAUUAUUUAAUUUAAUUUUAAUGUAUUUUUUUUUUUAAUAGGAAUUUAAAAUAAAAAAAAGUACUGAUAAUGGAGUUGGGUGUGGGCACUGUUAUUAUAGGUAAUGGGGAAAGUGAGGUACAUAAAAUUAUUUAAUUUAUACCUGUAACUAGAGAACCUAUAUAAGGCUGUUUAUCCUUAAUUAACCAUAAACCAUUUAAAACAAAAAAUGAUUCGGAGUGAAGUUCAACUGAAGUUACAUACAUGUUUUAAAAGGUCAUAUUAAUUACGAUUUGUGUAAAAAUUUGAUUUUUAAAUUAAUAUAAAAAAAAUCCUACAUUAAACGAAAUUUUUUUUUUACCCACCAAGUAUGACUUAAAUUGAACUCUCUAUCAAUUUAUAAGCAUUUCUUAGGAUAUAUCUACAGAAUACCCUGAAAUGGGGUGAACAGAAACAGUUUUAAACUUUUAAAGCUUGUAGCAUCUUAAAUAUUUAAUAUACAAUAAUGAGUGAUACACUAAAAUAUGAGUCUCUGUUAGUACUUUGAUGUAAUACAAUAGACAAUAUAUUAUAAUUUAUGUUUGAUUUUAUAUAUUUUUUUAAAUGCCUUGUUUCUAUUCACCUGUCAAGUGGGAUGAAAAGAAACAUGUUCACUAUUUUAUCAUUUAUUGACAUUUAUACUUGUAGAAGGUGAAUAAAAAUAAAUAAUUAAAUUUUUAAAAAUAUUUAUAAUUUAAUUUGGUAUCACAGAUCCGUUUUGUUUAGGUAAAUAUUACAAGAAUUUUUAAUAUGAUGGUAGAUUACAAAAUAAUGAAUGCCAUAUAUUUCUUGUGCUUUCUUUUAACAGCCAUAAUGGCAUUUUCAAUAUCAAUUUGAUUUAGUUUUUAUAUUUUUUGGUUCGUCUAUUUGAUAAAUUCGUGGCAUUUUCACGUUGUUUCUAUUCACCCCUAGAAGACAGUUUUUAAUUAAAAAUUAAUAAAUAAAAUUAGAAAUGAAUUAUAAAUUCAUAAUUACAAAUUAAAGCAUUGAGGAUCACAACAGAUAUUAGAAAAAAAAAAAAAAAUAAUAAAUCAAUCUUGUCAUUCAGAAAACAUUGUUUGUAUAAUCAUGUAUUAAAACUGGUAAAACCUUAGUCACACAAUCACUGUAUUAUCAGUAUAUUAGUAAAUAAUACUAACUAGAUUACAAAUUAGUUGUGAUGUCGUUUAUAUUAACUUGAUAAUGGUAAAAAAAAUAGUGUCCUAAGCCAAUUCUUCUAAAAACUAUUAGACCAAAUAUAAUUUUAUCACUUUUUGUUUCUAUUCAUCUAUUCACCCCAUUCUACGGCACCUACCAAUAAAAAGUACGUUCAAAACUCGAAAAAAUUAAAAUGUCUAUAAAUUGUUUGAGCAAUUAAUUUUUUGAAAGUUUUUCCACGUCUAGAAAAAGUAAAUAUACGUUUACUAUCAACAAUCUCUACAAAUAUUUUAAACUGAAUUACAUUAAAAACAAAUUUUGAAUUAAUAAAAUAAUUAUUUUCGUAAAUUUUCCAAUUCUUUCUACAUUAUUAUUCGGUUUUGUUAAAUUAUUAAAAAAAUUACAAAGAACGACAUUUUGGCCACCAAUUUGGCUUUAUUUUUACCUAUUAUUUUCUUUAGUUUUUUUCAACUAAGUUUUGUUUUAUCAACUGUUGUAGAUAAUAAAUUAGGAAGCAGGUGCGUUUACAAAAAAAUUAUUCUGGGGAGCUUUAAAGGUUGUGUACUUUUAUACUUUUAAAACAAAGAAGUGAAUAUACUUUCAAAUGUAGGAUUAUUUAUUUUUCAUUAAAAAUGUCAAUAUUUAUAACAUUCAUUUUUUGUCAUUUAGGUACCUAUUAUUAAAUUUUUAAUUUAAUAUUUUUUAAGUGAAUACAGCUUAAAUGAUAAUGUAAUUUUUAUUACUGUGAUGAUAAUGUAGACUAUGUAAUAUCUCUAUAUCUAUUAUAAUUUUUUAAAAGCAGGAAAACCACAAAAUAUUAGAAAUGACAAUGAUAAUAAUGUAUACCUAGGUACUAUCUUGUAAUAGAAAUAAAACCAAUUGUAUUUAUUUUCUUCAUUAACAUAAAUCACUAUUGGGACUUUGUUAGAAAUCUAUAUUCAUAAUAAUUUUCAUGACAUUUUGGGGGAGGGUCAAGGUUAACGAUUAACCCCUUACCCCUUUGUACACUUUACUGUUGGGAAGAUAAAAUAUAAUAGAGAAUUUAAUAUUUUUUCUUUGAUAAUAAAAAAUAAUUCUGAGCAGAAUUCUGUUAUACAUGUUUUAAAAUACCAUAAUAUUUAUGAUUUUCAUGAAAAUUUGAUAUUAAAAUUCUACAUUAUAUUCUUAUUUUUUUUUCGAUGAUUAAUUAUGACUUAUAAUAAACCUCAUAUUAAAUUUUCAAGCAUUUCUAUUUGAUCUAAUAAUUUUAUUCACAGAAUACCAACAGAAUAAAGUAAUAAAUUUGCAAAAUUAAAAUGGCCAGAAUAUUUUUUUAUAUGAAUCACAACAGAAAACUAAAUUGAAAAUGAUACAUUUCUUAAAUUUUCUCAUUUUCUCUAUCUUUUUUUUACGGUUUUCUCAAUUAUUAUAAAGACGACUUAGAAAAUAUAAUAAAAUAUAAUUCUGAAACCAUUAAAUUCCUCACUUUACUCAGAAUCUAAAAUGUAAAAUUAUAUUUAAAUUUUUUUUAAAGAGAUUUAUAUAGCCAUUUUUUAAACUGAUUUUUAUAAAAAUUUUGAUAUCCAAACUUUAUACUAAGUUUGAAUUAAUUUUAGAUUUAGAUAGUAGUGAAGAAUUCAUCAGUUCUACAAUGAUGUUUACUUUUUUUUACUGUGUAAUCAAUUUUUCUGUCAGAAAUCUUGCUUCGAUGUAUUAAGUGUAGCAUCUUUUCUAAAAGAAAAUGUUAUCUAGUUGAUAUUUUAAACAUGUCAUUUGUUGAUUUUCCAAGCAGUUUUCUUAAUAAUUAGGAAAAUGUAUGUUCAUGUAAAGAAGAAACUUCACUCUGAUUAGUUUUUGUUAAUAUUGGUUUAUCAGAGCAUACUAAUAAAAAUUAAAUUCUCUUCUAUAUCCUACCAUCUCAAUUUCUCUUCCAAAACAGUAGCCCCCCCCCAUCAUUUGAGGUAUGUUUUAACAAUUUUUGAAAGUUUUGUGAAAUGUAACAUUUUUUGUGUGACUAAAUGUUCAAAUGGUUAAUUUGAUUUUUCCAUGAAAUAUUAUAAAAUUUGAUAAUAAACGCCUAUUCUAUUAUUUAUUGUUAGUCAAAUAUAAUUAAUCUCUAGUAUUAAAUUAUAAUAAAAUAGCAUAUACAAAUUAAAGCGUAGAACUCUGGUAAUUAUAACAAAAAAAAAAAAACUUAAAAUAUUUAAUAUAAAAAAGUUAUUACAUUUUUUAAAUCUUCCAGUUACCACCAUAGUGCAUAGAAAUUAAAACAAUAGAAAAAUAAAUUUUGAACCCUAGAUGAGUAUGGAGUGUAAUAUAAAUGCCACAGCUAUUUAUAUUAUACAGUGAUAUUUUUUGGCUUAUUUAAUUAGCUGUAUAGCCUUUAUUACACGUUGUUAAUUAUGUUUGCAAUUCUAUUAAUUUUGUAUGAGUAUAUAGUACAUCUAAAAAUUGGACAAGAAUGAUAGUUUAUUGAAGAAAAUCUUAACAAAAUCUAUUAAAUAAUUUUAAGAUACACCCACACAGACAAACAAAAAAGGAGUUUCUUUAUAAUAUAUAUUUAGAUAUAGAUUGUUUAUAUGAUCAUACCUAUUAUCAUUUUUUUAGCAUUAAUUUUUCAUUAAAAUAAAUACCUAAUUUGUUUACAAAUCUGUAGGCAAGAAUGCAAUUGAAUGUGUUGAAAAAAGCUUAUACUAAUAAAAUGUCUAAGUUGGAUCAUAGAAGUGUUGAAUCUAUAGACCAAGUUAGUAAUUUGUAAAUUAAUAAAUUUAGUUUAAUAUUAAUUAUUAUUUUUCUAAUUUUGUUAGCUUGAAAGUUGCAAAUAUGAUACAAUGUCAACUAUUAGUUUUGAUUUUCAAGAAAAUGUUAAUAGACCAAAUCAAGUAAGCUCUAUUUUUAACUUUAUAUUUUGAAAAUGAUUACAUUUAUGUACCUAAUUAUAUAUCACUUCAAAAAUUUUUAUUUUGAAAAUAUUAUUAUUCAGAAAUGUCUGUGUAUAACUGUGAGAAUCAUAGAUGUUAAAUAGUUAUAUAACCACAAUCAGAUCUAUGUCAAAUUGCCAUCUUCUCGCAAAAAAUGUUUUCUAAUUUAUAUUUAUUGUUAUUGAAUUAUAAUUUGUUUGGUUAAUGUGCAGUUAAAAAGAACAGAAGAGUUCAGUUCUAAAGAUCUCCAAGUUUUAAAACAAGACAUUGCUACAAUGAACCAUUUUAUAUGUCGUGUAUUAGAAUUGACUCAGUCAAAUCAGAUAGAUUAUAGUGUGAGUAUAAUAAUUAUAUAUUUUAAGGUUUUAAUUGUACUAUAAUUAUAAUAUUAACUUGAUUUAUGUGUUUAGCUUAUUAUGUCAGAAAUUGAAUACUGUAAAGAUGUACAGAAUAAUUGUUCUGGUGGUUUUUGUGAGAUAAUUGACAAUGAGUUUACAACUUUGAAAUCAUCUGUUCUUGAUUGUUUAUACAAUAUACUAUAUCAUAAGUUAGAGUCUAGAACUAAAAUAAACACUGAUGAUUCUCGGCUCAUUUAUCCAGACUUUUGUAAGUAUAAUGAAAUUAAAAUUUUUUUAAAUGUAGUCUUAAAUUGAAUUAUUUAUUUAUUUAUGAUUUUGAAAAAAAAAAAAAAUACUGGAGUUCUAUAGCUCCCUGUUUUAUAUUAUACAAUUCUUAAGAAAAUAUAAUGCUUUUUAAUUUAAACUAUUUAGGUACUUCAGGGACUAAUUUUCAUUUAUUUUGUACAUUUAGAUUUUUUGGACACAAAUUAUAAAACUGAGGAUGAAAUAUUUCAAAAAGUAUUCAUUACAUUAGUUUUUCAUUAUUUUUUAUCUUUUAUUCUAAAUCUUCAUGAAGUUUUAGAAUAUUUACUUAAAGAAAUUAAUCCUGAUGUAAGUACUUUCAUUUACUAUUUUAUUGUACAAGAUGUUUCUAUAGACAUAUAAUUUAAGUAAAAAAAGUUUUAUUUUAUCAUAUUCAUUAUCAAAUUUGUUUAAAGAACAUUUAUAACCUAAAUAUAACUAUAUCCUAUUACACCUUAUAAACUAUACCCUAUUACACCUUAUAAACUAUACACUUGUAAACUGAAGGUUUCUUUCUAAGUGAAUCGCAUACCUUAAUGUACUGACAUCAUUUUACAAAUAUAGCAAGUUUGCAUUCAGCCGAAGUGAAUUAACUUAUUAUCAAACUUAAAAGUAAGAAUAUUGUCUGUGUUUAUAAUGUGUUUGUUUUGAUAUUUUAAUUUUUAAGUGAGUUAUGAAUAUGUGAAAUAUUAAAAUUAAAGUUUUAUAUUAGAUCAAUUCACUCUAAUAAUAAAAAUUAACAGUGAAUAACUAAUAUAAACUUAAAUUUGAUAUAUCAGGUGUAGGAUAAGGAUAUUGUGGUAGUCUAAAAGUAUUAAAAUUGAUUGCAGUAUUGCCCUAAAAAAUAUAGAUAAUUACACUUCGAAAAAUUGAAAAUUGUACCAAUGGUUUCUUAUAAUUUAUAAACCUUUAUUUAUAAAACAAUAAAAGAACAUUACUACACAAAAUUCACAUACUUGGUGAAAACCUGAUUUUUAAGUAAUCUGGUUCAUACAUUUUCUUUGUGUUAAAUAUAAUUUUAUCUAUAUGCAUUGUAAAUAAAAGGAAUCUAAUAAUCCUAGUAAGACACCACCUAUAGGAUUCUAAAAAUAAAAAUAUAGUUUCAACUAUAUAUUCAAUAAUUCAAUAAAUCAUUUUAACAGUAUUGAUGUAUAUUAUGUAUGUAUAUAUUAUUGUAUGUAAUAUUAUGUAAAAAAUAGUUAAAAUAGUUUUUUAAAUGAGUAAACUCAAAAUUACAAAAAUUGCACUUAAAAAUUUUAGAUUUUAAUUGCUACUUGUACGCAUUGUAUUUAAAACUAACUGAGCAAUAAAUUGUUGCUAUAGAAGAAAAGUUGCAAUGCAACAAUAUUUGGGCCCUAAACAUGUGUAUCUAAGAUGGAGACAUUUAAUAUUGAUGUAUGUAUGACAUCCUCUUAAUCUAAUUACAAUGUAAAAUUUCUUAAUAUUUCCAAAUGGUAACAUUUUAUAGUAAAGAUAUCAUAAUGAUUAAUAAAUUAAUAUAUUCCUUACACUAAUAAACAAGGUCAAUAUUUAAAGUUUUUACAAAAUUUAAAUAAAAAUAUUAACAACACACAUAAUUAUAAGUUAAUUAAUAUAGCUGACUAUAUUGAAAAUCAAAUUAGCUUGUAUUGAACAAAAUUAGAAACAUUUUGUAUUUACUCACUUUUGUACCUUCAUGAAUUUGAAUGGUUGUUAUUGUAAUUUUAUUUAUAACAUCUUUCAGGCUUCUCACAUUUUAAAAAGUAGUUUAAAAUUAUUGAAAAAUCCACAAUCAAGUCAAUCUUUAUUGUUAGAAAACAUUUUACUUUACUGUGAAGAUUUAAGAACAUUAAAGUGAGUAAAAAUUAUUAUUUAUUAUUUAAAAACCAAAUUGGAACUUGUUUAAUAGAUUUUUUUCAAGUUUGUUUUUUUAAAAGUCAUAAAAAUCAUUAUUUGUAUAAGAAACUUAGACUAUAUACAAUGGAUGGAACUAAAGUGCCUUGAUAGAGAAAGUGUGACUAUAUGAACUGAUAAGAAAAUAAUCCGCCAUUAUUAGGCCAAAAUAUUAAUAUUCUAUUAUUGAUAAUAUAUAAUAAUAUUAUGCAAUACUUUCUAAUUGAUAUUUAAUUUUGAUCUGUACUUAAACAUUUAUUUUCAAUAUUUUCUUUUGAUUAAUUACUUUUCAAAAUAAAGACUAUAUUAUAAUUUAACCCAAUAUGUAUGUACAAUUUUAUAUAUUUCUGUACAUUAAUAAGAAUUAAUACUUACUCAUAAACUAUUAGAUAAUAACUAAAACUACUAUUAUUACUGCUAGUAGAAUAAUGCAGCAAACAUUUUUAUCUACUUGGAUUUUCAAUAUUCAGAACAAAUUCAAGAAAAUAACUUUGCUGAAAAAUUCAGCAUUUAAAUUAUAAUUCUCAUUUCAUAUAAGAAGUUCAAAAUAAUCAAUAAAAUCAAAUUUCGACUUCCUAUUUUUUAUGUACAUUUUUUUAUAAAAAGCUGUUAUAGGAGUUGAGGUUGAAGAAAUAAAAAGUUUAAUAUUUUUUUUUAAAGCUAGAUUUUUCUAUUUUAAUUAAUAAUAAAAAACAAUUGAGACUAAAAAUAAAGGAACAGAUUUAAAACAAUUAUUAUUAGUUUUAAAUCUUUUUUCUUUUAAUAAAGUACUUAUACAACAAAUAAUAUUUACUAGUUACCAUUAUAUCAUAUAACUGAAAAUAUAAUUUGUAAUAACAAUAAUAUUUUCAAUUCUUGUUAAUAGUCAUACAUGAUUUUAUGAUAUUAUUUGUCAUUCAUAUUUAUUAUUGCUCAUUGGCAUGGAUAUGAUUAAACCUAAUCAACAAUUGUUUCAGUAGUUACAUUGGAUGGAAACUGUAUUUUUAUAAAUUAUAACAAUGGAUAUAGUUUUUUAAUCUAUUUCACAAUGGAGUUGAUCAGCUAAAAAUGAAUAAAACAAAAUAAAUUGUUUAAAUACCACUUCAAGCAAUAUUUGUUGUAAAUUAUUAUUAUUAUAACUAAUAUUAUCGCAUGCAUCUUUUUUUUUAUGUAAAUAUAUUCUCUAAUCAACAAAGUAUUUGUCUAUGUUAACAAUUCUAUUCAAAUUUAUUAACAUUCUUAAUUUCUACAAAUAUCUAUAGAUUAUGAAAAUAUACUUCAAUAAAACAAUUUUUACUUGUCUGAUAACAAAUUAGACAGAUUUCAACUUUUAGGUAUAAUUUGAAAUGAAAUGUAGCAGAAAUAAAAUAAUUUUUCUUUAUCUGUUAAUAAUAAUAAAUUACAUUCAAACAAAAUUAUGGAAUUCUUACUUUAAGGCUCUAAUGAUACAUUUAUUGUAUCUAAUGUCAAGUAAUAUAAUUUAAAACUUAAUGUUAACUGAAAAUAAUGCAUCAUGAAUUUUUUAAACUGAAUCAAAUGAAAAUUAAAUACAAUAUAGGAUAAAUAUUUUAUCUAAUACAUACUUCAUAAAGACAUGAGUAAUUUUUGGGAAAUAUUUCAUAGGAAAUCCUUUUCUAUAAGAGUUUGAGCACCCAAUGGCAGUACACCCUGGCAUUGUUAAAAUACUAUAAUAAUAAAUAAAUAAGAGAAAAACUUAUGUACUUUCAAACAUACUAGUUAAAGUACAUACUUGAUAUAACAUAUUGAAUUAAAACAAUGAAUAAACAUAAUUAGGGCCAAAAUGUAUAGGUACUUACAUAGUUACUUUAAUAGGUGUAGACGUAUUGCUACAUAAAAACUUUGUUUACUAUAUUCAGCACUUAAAAGAUGAAAAAAUUGAGCUACAGUCUACAAUUUAUGUAUUUUGCUCAUAUAAUAAUUAUUAUCAAAAAAAAAUUAACCUAUUGAUGGCGAACAGUCACGAUAACCAAUUAGAAACGACACGCUCUGUGUUAACAUUCUCUAUUAAGGCACUCUAGAUGGAGCCACACCUCAAUAUUUUAAUGUAUAUGUUAACGAUAAUUCGUCAAAUGUGUAGAUUUAAGUGCGCAUGCGUACUAGAAACUAGUCGCAUAUUUAUCCCAAUACCUUAACAUGAUCUGAUAAAUAACUAAUAAGAUAUGUGAUAAUAAUAAUAUAUAUUUUAAUGAAUUAAAACUUGAAUUUAUUGAAUUGGUAAUAAACUAAAAUCUGUAUGUACCUAAUAAGGUAAAUUGAUCCAUCUUGAUACCUAUAAUACAUUAUAUAUAAGAACAAAAUAUAUACAUCAAUAAUUUGAGAUAAAUAUGCGACUAGUCACCGGCGCCUGCGCAUUAAAAGCUACUCACCUGGUGACUCAUCGUCAUCGCUAACAUGUACAUUAUUGAGAUUAUAUAUAUUAUUUAUUCAUGACAGCGAAAAAGUCGCUACCUGGUGGAAUUUAUUAGAACUGCUCUAACGGUUAAAAUGUAUGUUUAAUUACAUUAUAUUAUAUUGAGACAUUGAGUACUGAGUACUGACUUUUAAAUUUCUUUGUAAUAUUCAAAAAUAUAGUUUUAUUUGUUGAUAUUAUAGAUGACCAUAAUUAUUAUUCUAGCUAAAUGUAUAAUAAAAAUGCAUAAAUUAUGUAUAAACUUGUAUUGAACUUAGGUAAAAAAUAUAUAAUAUACAAUAGGUAGCGUUUAAAAUGUACCUAUCUACUUUUUUUUUUCUUUAUAGGUUUGAAACUCGGUACAUUAUUAUGGAAAAUAUUUUGCUAUUUAUAUCAAAUAAAUAUAUUGAAUCUGUUGAAUGUAUUCAAUAUUUUAUAAAAUCAGGUAAUUCACUAUUUCAGUAUUUAAUAUUUGAUUAAUAAAAUUGAUAUUUAAAUUUGAAUUUUGUAGGUGAUAAAAUACAAAUUGAUUGUACUUUGUUCCGCCAAUCUAUAAUAUCAUUAAUGGCAAUAAAAUUUCCUAUUAAAGGUAUUUUACUAUUUAAUAAAUUGUUUUCAUUUUAUAACUGACAUACUAUAAAAUAAUUUUGAUCAUUUUUUUUCAGAAUUAGUGAAUAUAGAGAGUGAAUAUUGGGAUUCGGGUCAUACAAAUAAUAAAUUGCUUACUGUGUUUGAUACAAUUCAUAGAGUAAGCAAAUAAUAAAUAUAAUAAUAAAAACUUUGUAUUAGAAUUAUAUUUAAUAUAAAUUGCAAAUAAAUAUAUAUAUAUAUACCAAUAUCUGUUAAAAUAAUAAAAUUAUUAAUAUUUCCACCCUUGUAAAUUUUACAGCUUCUACGUGUUAUAAAUAUAUUUGAAUUUGAAUAUUUUUAUAAAAAAAGUCAACUUGGCAUACACUGGCAUAAAAAAAAUACUUUGUUGCAUGUUAAACAUUCAAAACAAGUAACAUUUUCAAUUGUUAUUUUUAAAUUUUUGAUAAAUAUUUUGUAAAUAUUUUAGGCUACUGAAAAAUUAUUUUCAAUGUCAAUAUCUCAAAAUAAAUAUGAUGACAUAAUACAAUCUUAUAAUGAAAAAUUGAAUCAGGAGAUGAACAGGUCAUUAUCAUUAGAGCAAGAAAAACUACAUUGGGAAAAUGAAUAUAAACUUUUAUGUAAGAAAUAUGAUGAUGUAUGUAUAUUAUUAUAUAUAAUAUGAAAUAUUGUAUAAAAUUAAUUGUAUGUUAUUGUGACAGAUAACCAAUAAAGAUAAUUCAGGAUCUUUGGGGCCAUUUCUUUUGGAAAAUCAAGUUAGUAUUAUUAAAACUAUUUAUGAAUUAAUAUACAUGUAAAUAUUAAUUCCAAAUUGUAUUGUUACUUAAUGGUUUUACUUAGAUUAAAUACACAGUACAAACUUUCUAUUAACUGAGUCAGUUUUAUUGCUAUUGUCAGAACAUACUGUAACUCACAAUUAAUCUUGGAGUACACUAUUUAGUUUGUUUUUAAUGUGUUGAACACAGUUCUGAAUGUACUGACACUGACCAUUCUUAUUUUUAUUUCAUUCAUCAUUAAAACAUAGCUAGUAAAAUAUAAUUUAAAAUCUUGUAUUUUUAUAUUCCUAAAAUGAUCACUUCUACAAUUAUAUAUAUAUUAGGAAAUUGAUUCAAUUUAAUUGAAAUUUUUUUAUUAUGCAGCUUAAAUGAUUAAAAUUAAAUUAAUUAGUUGUUUAAAUAUUAAUUUUAUUCAGUUUAUUUGUAAAUUAUACACUUUUUAAAACAAAAUUUGUAAAUGUACUAAUUAUAAUAACAUUUAUUAUUUUUAGAUGGGAAAAUGUGAAUCCAGUAAACAUUUUAAUGAUAAAAUAAUGACUAGAGAAAAAGGACUUAAAUGCUAUUUUGAAAAAAAAAUUAACAAUUUGAUGUCAAUGAAUAAAGAUUUAUCAAGCCAAAGUAAUGCCAAUGUGCUAGAGGUAGCUAUAGAGAGUUCAUUGUUAUUGUAAUAGUAUUAUUGACUUUUUUUUUAGAUUCUGAGUGGAGCGAAGAAGCUUAUAUUAUGGUUUUACAAAGAUGUUUAUUUUUUUUUUCUGUGGGCAACAUUUCUACCAAAAACCUUGCUUGAAUUUCUAAGUGUAGCACUUCUUUUAAAAAGGAAAUUCAGAGUUUUCUUAUCAAAUAAGAAAAACCGAAAAAAAAAAAUCUGGAAGAUUACAAAAUAUAUUCGUAUAAUAUCAAUAUUUUUUUUCCUGUGAAUAACUUUUCUUUUGGCAAUUUCAUUCAAAUUUACAAUAAUAGCACUUUUUCUAAAAGGAAAUUUCACUGGGGAGGUAUUUUAAAGAUGUCAUUUUUCCAUUUUCCCCAGUUUUUUCAGCAAAUGUGAAAAACUGGAAAAAUUAGAACAACAUUAAAAAAAUAUUAUUAAAGAAAAUAUAUAAAGCUUAUUUAAUUAUUUUACUAUAAUACCACAUAUAUAUUGUUGACAAAGCAUCGCUAUUAAAUAAACUGCUCAGAAUCAUUUUUUGUUACCAAUUGUUUAUCAUUGCUUACAGUUGUAUACAUUGAAUUUCCAUCUGUGUCCACCUUCUCAACUUCCCACCUAUACCAGUGGCUGCACCAUUAUCUUAUUUUUCUUUUUUAUACAUUUUAUCUUUAGAUCACUGCAUUGAAAACAAGACUGGAUCAUAGUAUAUUAGUGCGCAAUGAGUUAGAGAUGAAACUACAGAAUGCUAUGGAACAUAUUGAAGAUCUAAAGGAAGAAUUUCAAUUGACAUCAACCAAUUAUGAUACUCAGCUCAGAUCAAUGACUGAACAUUUAGCUAGUUUAAAUGAAACUGUGGUGUUAGAACGAAGGCAUAUAGAUGAUCUAAACGUUCAAUUAAAAACAAAAGGAGUAAGUUAAAAUUAAUUUUAUAUAAUAUUAGUAUGAUUAGAGAUUAUUUUGUAUUACACUCUUUUCUUUUGCAGGGUAAAAAUAAGUCUUCCAAGUGAAAUAUAUACUCAACAAUAUUAAAAUGUUUUAAAUCAUAAUAUUAUAAUAAAACUAUUGGAAAUUUGUUAUUUAUUU